AUGGCGACGCUAAGACGCUUGUUAUUGUUGUCGUAUAUGUAGAAAGGGGUAGGCGAAAGUACCACGAAACUAUCUCAAACCGGGUUACUGAUAGAGCACGUACUUAUCGCAUCUUUCCGUUUUCGUUUCAGCGGUUAUGAAAGUGUCCGGUGUGGAGGAUGCUGAGAUCCACCGGGUUUUUCCGUGGGAUUGACUGCCCGUUUUAUGGUGAAAGCUGUAACGGGAGGAUAGACGGAGAUGGGUGCCACAGACCCUACUGUCACUUCAGGCACAGCAAACUCAGGCGGGCGUCUUGUAGCGCAAACAGUAACCGGAAAUCCAAAGAGUCUUGCUCAAAACAAAAUGAGCUAGCCUAUGACCCCUGCAACCCGGAGGUAGUGAGACCCGGAGAGGCGAGGAAUGGGGAACCUGCGUCGGACCCGUCCAGCCCGGCUCCUGUGGACCAAGGUGCCCUGGAGCUGGAGCGGGUUAAUCGGGCCAUCGAGGCCGUGCGCAGCGAGGUGGAGCGUGAGCAGAAGAAGCUCUCGCGCAUCGGGGACCAGGAAUACGACCCCACCGCCAGCGCCACCGCCACCGCCGCCAAGAGGCCCAAGCCGUCUGCCGCCGCGCCCCCCCUGGAGUAUGACCCGGGGAGCUACCAGAUGUCGCAGGCAGCCGACUACAACCCCACGCCGCGCUCCAGCAAGUACACCCUGGACUCGGAUGGCGGCGGAUCGUCCGCCAGCUCCCUGGAGUACGUGCCCACCGCUGUCGCCAAAAAGGCGGUUAAAAAGCGGCCGCCACCCGUACGCACUCCCCGUUCGCCCUCUCCCCCCUCCAGCCCGCCGCCCGUCCCUGCCAAAACGCCGUACGUCUCCUCCUCAUCCAAGCACAAGUACACACUGGACAACUCCAAACCGCCCACCGACCUCGAGUACGACCCCCUCUCCAACUACUCGUCCCGGCCCGGGAGCAAGGGGGCCAAAGGGCAGGCGGAGAAGAGGGGCGGGGCGGCAGCGGGAGCUGUCGCCGCGGGGGGCAGGAAGAGGCUCCUGUCCUCGGGUGUUGGGGGUAAGCAGGCUGUGGAGGAGGGCUAUGUGCCCACGUUUAAGAAGCCCAGACAGCAGGCGGGAGGUCCGGCGGUGGACUCGCAGAAGUACACCGCCAGCUUCUCGGAGUCCGACGAGGAGAGCUCUGGGACGGAGUACCGGCCUACGUCCCUCAACCGCCUGCAGCAGAGGAAGGGCAUCGGCGGGUACGGGGAAGGCGGUUUCAGGAAGGGAGGGGAGAGUGUGGUCGGUACGGCGAAAGAGCGCCGGGUCUCUGAGGUCAGGGCGGAAGGCCCUCCGUGGUUCGACUCGGAGGGGUCCGACGGGUCCGGGCCUGGCUCGCUCGACCUCGACGACCGACCCGCUGCUAAGAAAACCACGGCCAAGGGCGGCCUGAAGAAACCGAGCGCCGACGGCUCGGAACCUUCCAGAAAGAGCGGCGGUCAGAAGGAGAAGGAGAAGGCGGGGGAGGGGAAAAAGAUGGACUCUUCCAAGAAGCCCGGAAAAGAGGAGUCCAAGAAGCACGGCAAGACCGAGGGGAGGAAAGCGGAGGAGAAGAACCGGGAGAAGGAGAGGGAAAGGAGCUUGGACAAGAACGGCAGCAAGGAGGGGAAAAAGGCGAAGAGCGACUCCAAGAAGGACCCUAAGGGCGGGAAAACGGAGAAGUCGAAAGGAGAUUCCGGAUCCGGGCGGACGGAGAAAGGGGGAGGAGGGAGCGGUAGUUCCAUUAAGAAGGUCAAGUCCUCGGACAAGCUCGGAGGGAAAGAGUCGUGUAAACCCAGGCAGCUGGAGAACGGGAAACUGGAGGGCAGAGGGGAUGAGAAGGCCAGGAAACGCGAUGGGCUCGAGAGGUCCGACGGGAGGAAAGACCGCCCGAGGAAGAGCAGCACCAGCAGCUCCUCCGAAGGCAGGGCCAAAAAAGCGGAGAAGAAACAGAAACAGAGGUCUCUGACUCACGUGGACCUGUUUGGAGACGAGAGCGUGGAAGAAGAGGAGGAGGAGGAUGACGAGGCGGACGAGGAAGGGCAGGAGACGGUCGUGAGGAAGUCGGCGGCCGCUUUCAGAAGGGGGAGCUUUGCGAAGAGCAAGAGGAGGGCGUUAACCCCGUCGUCCUCGGAGAACGACGAUGACGGCGACGACCGCUACAAUGACUACGAGGACGACGCGGAUGCUGACUACACGCACCUGCAGGUGGACCUGGACUAUGAGGAAGACCCGAUGGAGGAGUGCCUACGCAUCUUCAACGAGUCCAAAGACGUGAAGACCGAGGACAAGGGGAGGCAAGCCAAGCAGGCCCCUAAGGAGCUGGAGGAGGACCCUGGCUCUGAGAGCACUUUAACCACACUCUUCCCUGGGCAGAAGAAGAGAGUCUCGCAUUUUAUGGCCAAAGGAAACGUGGACGCGGCCCCAAAGCCGGUCGUGCGCCCGUACCGCAGACCGACUGCGCAGGAGAUCUGUUACCAGCGCAUGCAGGUCGCCCAGCAACAGGCCGCCGAGCUGGCAGCCGCGGUCAAGACCAAGACCGCCACGGCCACGCCCGCUUCUGCCUUCCCCGGCGAGAGGAAGAGGGUGGCUCACCGCCCCAGCCAAUCCGCUCCUGCCCUCAAAUCUGGGGGCGCCGAUUCGACACAGGCAGGCGGUCAGGUGACCCCGCCCAUCCGUGUGGCCCCUGGCCAGCUGUCCAUCAAGGCGCACACCUCCGUGGGAAUCCUCUCCAAAACCACCUCCACUGUGGCUCAGAAGAGAGUCGCGCACACACCAACCAUGAAGAGCUCUACUAUGAAGCGGCCAAUCAUUCCUACCGAAUUUGGGGCCAAAGUGCCCACGAACGUGCGCCAGCGAUAUCUCAACAUCUUCAUUGACGAGUGCCUGAAGUUCUGCCCUUCUGAGGACACUGCCUUCGAGAUGGCCCUGCAGGAGGAGAAGGUGGUGUACGACCGCAGCAGCAGCAGGAACAUCUACCUGAACGUGGCGGUCAACACGCUGAAGAAGCUGCGGGGCAAGAGCGGCUCCAGCGGCUCCCCCGUGGCUAAGAGCCCAGCGAUGAGCACUAAUAGGAAGACCCUGUCUCAUGAGGAAGUUCUUGGGGGCCGUCUAGCAGCCAAGACCAGCUUCUCCAUCAACCGGACAGCCAAACCACAGGAGGAGAAGCUCGUUGGGGCCAAUCUGUACAGGAAGCUGAAGGAGUACGUGAUGACUGAGGAGCAGCUGCAGGAGCACUGCUACCCCCGCCCGCACCCUGACCGCCCGGGACGGGCCAUCGUCUACAACAUGCCGGAGAAGAAGAACGUCGACCCAUUCUCCAAGGUGUGUUGUCGCUGCGGGGCGGAGUACAAGAUCACGCCAAACGGAAACUGUGUGAGGAAGGAGGAGUGCUGCCAUCACUGGGGCCGUCUGCGGCGGUACAAAGCGGCCGGGGGCUGGGAGACUCAGUACAGCUGCUGUUCUGGAGCGGUGGGCUCUCAAGGGUGCCAGGUGGCUAAGCAACACGUGCAGGACGGCCGUAAGGAGGCCCUGGACAGCUACGUGACGACCUUCGAAAAGCACCUUCCUUUCGACGGGGAUGCAGGCGUCUACGCCCUGGACUGUGAAAUGUGCUACACGAAGCAGGGCCUGGAGCUGACGCGGGUGACUGUGAUCAACGCCGAGCUCAAGGUCAUCUACGACACCUUCGUCAAGCCCGAGAGCAAAGUGGUGGAUUACAACACCAGGUUCUCUGGGGUCACGGAGGACGAUAUGGAGGGAACUACCAUCACCCUACGAGACGUCCAGGCCGUGCUGCUCAACAUGUUCAGUGCAGACUCCAUCCUGAUUGGCCACAGCCUGGAGAGUGACCUCUUUGCACUAAAGCUCAUCCACAGCACAGUGGUGGACACUGCUAUAGUCUUCCCCCAUCGCCUCGGCCUUCCCUACAAGAGAGCCCUGCGCAACCUAAUGGCAGACUACCUCAAACGCAUCAUACAGGACAACGUGGAGGGGCACGACUCCAGCGAGGACGCUAGCGCCUGCAUGCAGCUGAUGAUGUGGAAGAUUCGGGAGGACACCAAGGUCAAGAGAUGACCCCCGUGCCCCCCUGAGCUCGAACCCCCCCCACCCCCCCCGCCCCCCCUCCCGUCUCUCCUCCUGUAUCAGUGCAGAGAGACGGACAGAGAGCCACGGUGGGAGGCGUGACCUGUCGGACACAGCCAGCGACGCCCUUACGAGAGCACUCGAGUUUCACCUGAGUGGAGCUGUGACAGUGAACUGGAGAGCGGGAAUAUGAGAGAACGAGCAAUCAAGAGAAUGAGAGAGAGAGAGAGAGAGAGAGAGAGAGAGAGAGAGAGAGAGAGUGAGAGAGAGUGAGAGAGAGUGAGAGAGAGUGAGAGUGAGAGCGAAUGAGAAUGAGCGAACAAGAGAACCUGAGAAAGCCUGAGUGAGAGUGAGUGAGAACAUCCCAACAGGCCGUUGACCAAUGCCUGGCCGUUCCUGUCAUGCCUAUGAUCCAACUUGACCUGUGUCAUGUGACCAGGUAUAGCCAAUCACUGUAGUGUUCUGUAAAGGAGGGGUAGCAGGAAGAGGGUUUUUUCCCUCUCUGUUUAUUAUUAGGAUUAUCAUCACUAUUGUUAUUAUUUUUUAUCUGCACAUUCUUAUUGGUAUCCAUUUAUAUUAGUUUCCCUGCCAGCAACGGUCUCUAUGCUGAAUUGAAUGGGCCAUACUGACACGAGUCCGGUCUGAAAUGCAGGCCCGCAGAAUGGCUAAACCAUGUCGGGCAAUUUCUGUUGUCUUGUUUUGUUUGUUUUGGGAGAUUUGCUGUCUCCAAAAUUAAGACCCCUAUAUCCCUAUGUGUGAACAUUUCUCAACAGUAUUUUGAGCGUUACUGUACUCCUUUUAAUCGGAUGCACUUCCACCUGAUCUAGUUCAUGUAUGAAAAAAUGACAGUAUUAUUUACACCUUUAUCAUAUGGAUAAACCACAGCAGGUUUAGCAGCUGUCACGGGUGUAACGGAAACAAAUGCGCUUCAAACAUGGUUCCUUUCCUGAAAUACAUUUAGAGGAUUGCUGACGUACACCGUGAUUGCCGCUAAUAAUAAUUUUUUCCCCCACAUUCUAAUAGAUAUAAUUACCAUACGUUUUCAGGGAACACCGACGGGAAUUAUUUUAAUCAGUUUAACUGUGAUGAAAGGGGGUUCAGUAACACAUAGAUGUGUUGGUGGUGAGGAGUUGAGCAUUGGAAAAGACUUGAAUAGAGGUUAUUGUGGCAUAACGUAGUUGUUUCGCCUUCGUUGGGCAGUGUAUUGGUGGGCCAGUGAAUGAUAGAGCACCGAAUAUUAUGUCUGACCUCACGGGCAGGGUAUAUAGUACAGUUCAAUGGUAUUGCUGCUGAAUACUUGAUCAACGUAUUUUACCCAUGUUGCACUAGGGAAAGCCUCGCCGUCGCUGGGCUGGGGUAAUGCCUCACUUGAAUAUCUUUAAUAAGCCUGCAUUAAUUCAUAUGACUGAACAUAUCGGUAGAAUCUCUGUCCGGAAGAGCCAUAUCGAAGUUUUUUAUUCUCCCUUUCAGUUUAUUAAAAACACUUGAUAAAUCUCCGCAGCGUCCGGCGUGUGGAUCGUGUUUGGUAGCAGUAGCCUACUUGUCCACCAUUUUAAUAGUUUAGCUGCAUUAUAACGGCCCGUAAUCAGACGUGUAGUGCUUUUUCUUGGCAGAAUAUAUUUGUUAGCUUGGCCGUGAGGUGACGCCAAAACUGAAGCAGAAACGCGACCUCAAACACACUGGAGGGAUUUCUGGGAUGGUAUCUUUUCCAGAGGUAAUGUCGCGGGUUUUUCUUGAACUUGAACAAGGUGCGUGACAUGGAUCGGUACAUGGGAAACGGACCAACUGGCGCGUUUCCGUGUUACCGGUCUUCCGCCGUUUCUCCCUCGCCAAUCGCAUAGUAAUGAUUUUCCCUUGUUAUUAGAAGAGCAAAUUUAGUCCUUUAUUUACGCAGGUAUACUACUUCCUCCUAUGAGUAACGCCGUUCAUGGUAUUUCAUUUUGAGGUUCAGUUAAGGCAGGUAUAUAAUUUGUAUUUAAUAAAUGUUCCCGAGUGACCUGUAAAAUCUAUUGUAUAGACUCACUAAUGAUGGCAAACGCUCACUCUGUAAAUAUGCUGUAACAAUUUGUUUCUUUUUUGUAUGUUUUAGUUUCUCUUUUUUUUUUGUUUCGUUUUUCUAUUAAAAACGGAAAUUGA
This is a messenger RNA of Conger conger (European conger), 6233 nucleotides long. It is a transcript of the gene rexo1, whose product is annotated as REX1, RNA exonuclease 1 homolog. Lineage: Eukaryota; Metazoa; Chordata; Actinopteri; Anguilliformes; Congridae. The record is from RefSeq and is a predicted model, not a curated record. Gene Ontology annotation, molecular function: exonuclease activity; nucleic acid binding. The coding region runs from base 159 to 4088 and encodes 1309 amino acids. The transcript is spliced from 16 exons. Gene Ontology annotation, cellular component: nucleus.